Molecule: messenger RNA, 554 nt
Organism: Saccostrea echinata
Lineage: Eukaryota; Metazoa; Mollusca; Bivalvia; Ostreida; Ostreidae
Exons: 8
Coding region: 84-539 (151 amino acids)
Source: RefSeq, a predicted model, not a curated record
UUUCCAAAAUUCAGAUUUAUUUUUUGGAUGCCAUAAGUAUUUGCUGUACGAAGAAGGAAUAUAGUUUUUGGAGUAAACUUAAAAUGGAUCAUAACGUGAGUCCAUCGUUGAAAGAGUCCCAUCCAGGGAACACCGAGAGUGAAGAAAGCGAGAUGAAUGGUCCUCCUUCUCAGAGGAAGGAUCUGUGCACCAAAGCUUCCAUGAUGAUAAUGAUGGUUGAACACGACGAUUCUGACGAUGAAGAUGAAAGUCCGGAAGAACUUGACCAGGCUACGAUGUCAAGUUUAUGCAGCUUGCCUGCAGAGAUCGCCUUGAGUCAACAGGCUAGGCAACUUUCUGAACUAAGCAUCAAAGAGGCCCUUGCUGAAGAAUUCAUUGAAAUAGAGACCAGGCGAAUGUCCCUAAUUUCCAUUCAUUCAGCCUUUUCAGCCGCAAUAAUGUAUCAAUCCGACGACAGUCGCCAAAAGAAACGCAAGCCCAACAUCUUCAGGAGAUUUUUUUCAUGUUGUAUUUCAUGUACUGGUAGAAGAAAUCAAUAAAGUGUUCUCUGCAAA